This is a messenger RNA of Trichechus manatus latirostris (Florida manatee), 5087 nucleotides long. RefSeq names its product selenophosphate synthetase 1 (gene SEPHS1). The record is from RefSeq and is a predicted model, not a curated record. Bases 1536 to 2714 code for a protein of 392 amino acids. NCBI's taxonomy places the organism in Eukaryota, Metazoa, Chordata, Mammalia, Sirenia, Trichechidae. The transcript is spliced from 10 exons. Gene Ontology annotation, molecular function: selenide, water dikinase activity; ATP binding. Gene Ontology annotation, cellular component: cytoplasm. Gene Ontology annotation, biological process: L-selenocysteine biosynthetic process.
UUUUUUUUUUUUUUUAACGUCUGGUUGUGUGAGUCUCUGUGUUUGUAUUCUUGUUCUACAUGGGGUUUUAAAAUUCCAGAGUGCCGCCUUGACAAAGGUGUUUUAUAUUUUUUUUCCCUUCAAAAAUCUGUGAAAACAUAAGUUAGUGUUUAAAAGGAAGUCCCCCAAAUUCCCCUCCCUGUCUUUUUGGUUUUUUGGGGGUAUGGAUUGGAGGUAGGAAAAUAACUGGACUCCUCGUGAGUUGGACCCCCGCCCCGCCAUGGGGGUGAGGCAGUGUAGGAAAGGAUUUGUUGUUAUUCCAAACCUUUCUAAGUCAAAGUGCCAUUCACACUUUUUCCUAACUCUAAAAUGGCUUCAAAAUUCCCAUUUUGGUAACUUGCUUUGCUUGCCUGCUACCCUUUUUUGGGACAGGUUAGUUUCUUGGAAUUGCAUUUGAAGGCUUACUCCUGUGCAGUUGUAGACUUCACACUGAAAUCAUUGCUCAUCCCAAGCAUGUUUUUGUACCAACCGUUUGGAUAACUGCCCAGUCUCCAGCUCUGUGAGAUUUAUUUUAAAUGAGCAAUGUGCUUCACAGGGGAUCCAAAAACUCUCUAAAUGGGAAUUAUGUUCUUAGUCAUAACUUUUAUAGGGAAAACUGGCCCUAAAGCUUGGCGUGGCUAAUUCUAUGCCCAAUGAAGUUAUCACCAUGGAGAUUUGUAAACCUUGGGAGCACAUGUAGUUUUUGCUUUUGCCUCGAAGACUUCGGAAAUUGAGAGUGGCACCAAGUACCAUAAAUGCUAGUGAUUGAGUGUGGUUUAAUUUAUUGUUUCAGUUCUGCAGUGAAAUGGUAAUGAGCAAUAGCAUAUUUUGUCAGUGAGGUGUGUGUACUAGUUUGUUGGGCAGGAUAUUUGCUUUCUAGGAAAUAGCACUGCAUUAAAACAUCAGAGGAACUUUCCAAGUGCUCACUUGAAGAGAAUGAACCGUGCUGUGUUUAACAGCCAUUCUAGUUCUCAAGUUGUGCUCUUCAGUGAGGCCUCCUAUUAAUUUUGGAUUGUGUUGUAUAUUUCUGGCUCAUAGUAAAAACUUUUUUUUUUUCUUCUAAAAUUAGAUUUAGCACCAUGAAGAAUUUUAUCAAAUGCAUUUGCAUCAGUGUCUUUUUCUGCAAAAUCUCUAUUAGGCAUUUUGUUUUUCUAUGUGAGAUAGCAAAAGGUUUUCCAGAAAAGUUGCCCUAGCUAGGAACUCUUAAUUUAGAAGCCACAGUGCAUCCAAGUUAACAGAUGAAGUGACGAGAAGUGCUGUUCUCAUAAUGCUGUGUGCUACAAGAACCUUUGGGACUUAUUGUUCAAGAUGGCACUGUGUCAAGGAAGCCCGCUGGCCCGCAGUUCUUUCUGCAGAGGCAGUCUUCCUGCUGCCCCACAUAGCUGUAAUUUUAACAACACUCCAGACAUCAGAUCGUCUUCCAGAGGAUGUCUGUGAUGGUGGGUCUGUAAAGAAACCAGCAGACUAGGAGAGGGAGGGGAAGAAGCUAACCUGUGAGGUGUGUGUGCCCAAGAACCAUGUCUGUACGGGAGUCCUUCAACCCAGAAAGUUACGAACUGGACAAGAGUUUCCGGCUAACCAAAUUCACUGAACUGAAGGGCACAGGCUGCAAAGUGCCCCAAGAUGUCUUACAGAAAUUGCUGGAAUCCUUACAAGAGAACCACUUCCAAGAAGAUGAGCAGUUUCUGGGAGCAGUUAUGCCAAGGCUGGGGAUUGGAAUGGAUACCUGUGUCAUUCCUUUGAGGCAUGGUGGUCUUUCCUUGGUUCAGACCACAGAUUACAUUUACCCUAUUGUAGAUGACCCUUACAUGAUGGGCAGGAUAGCAUGUGCCAAUGUCCUCAGUGACCUCUACGCAAUGGGAGUCACAGAAUGUGACAACAUGCUGAUGCUCCUUGGAAUUAGCAAUAAAAUGACUGACAGGGAAAGGGAUAAAGUGAUGCCCCUAAUUAUACAGGGUUUUAAAGAUGCGGCAGAGGAAGCUGGGACGUCUGUAACAGGUGGCCAAACAGUAUUAAACCCCUGGAUUGUUUUGGGAGGAGUCGCUACAACUGUCUGCCAGCCCAACGAAUUUAUCAUGCCAGAUAAUGCAGUGCCUGGAGAUGUGCUUGUAUUGACGAAACCGCUGGGUACGCAGGUGGCAGUAGCUGUGCACCAGUGGCUGGAUAUCCCUGAAAAAUGGAAUAAAAUUAAACUAGUGGUUACCCAGGAAGACGUAGAGUUGGCAUACCAAGAAGCAAUGAUGAAUAUGGCAAGGCUCAACAGAACAGCUGCAGGACUCAUGCACACGUUCAAUGCCCAUGCAGCCACCGACAUCACAGGCUUUGGAAUUUUGGGCCAUGCACAGAACCUGGCCAAGCAACAGAGGAAUGAAGUGUCAUUUGUGAUUCACAACCUCCCUGUACUGGCCAAGAUGGCAGCUGUGAGCAAGGCCUGUGGAAACAUGUUUGGCCUCAUGCAUGGGACCUGCCCGGAGACAUCAGGAGGCCUUCUAAUCUGUUUGCCGCGGGAGCAAGCAGCUCGGUUCUGUGCAGAGAUUAAGUCUCCCAAAUAUGGAGAAGGUCACCAAGCAUGGAUUAUUGGGAUUGUAGAGAAGGGCAACCGUACCGCCAGAAUCAUAGACAAACCCCGGAUCAUCGAAGUCGCACCGCAAGUGGCCACUCAAAAUGUAAAUCCCACACCUGGUGCCACCUCUUAAUCCAGACAGAAAUUGCUAUUUGGUUUUGUUUUUAAAUAGAUCUGUUCCUUUAUCAUCACUUCAAUUAAAGACUGUAAACAAAAAUCUCAUUGUGUCUACACAUCUGGUGACCUUAGGUCGAUUUGUGAGUGGAUGCAAUUAAUAAAAUCCAUUGCCUUUUUUUUCCUGUUACAUUAACUGAAGAUGCACCUAAUCUUGAGGCAGCUUCUGAGUUGAGAAUUAUAUUGUUAUCCAAUACUGUUGAUUCAUUUUGAAUCUUUAGACACUUAUCUCUUGCCGCAUAGGCUCUUUUUAAAGGUGCUUUCACAUAGCACAGACAUAUUAGUGUCAACUAGCAAUUUGUGUCUUUUCAUUUUAUGUAUAUUUAUCAUAAGUCUGACCUUUUUUAAAAAUGUCUUGAAUAGUAUUCUGGAAAGACAAAAUUGAUAAGUGACACAAUGGUAUCACAAUGGUAUCCCAGUGGUAAGAGGGUUGCAUGAUUCGUUUGAGUCUUUGAUUUGUAAAGCCUAGACUUAAUCAUUCAAGAGCAUCUCUUUGACCCAGGACAUUACCCAAUAGUGUAUUCAGUUCAGGCAAGUGCUUUACUCUGCAUGGAAAGCACUUUGAAGACAAAAAAGAAAUUUUAUUUUAUUUUGUUUCUUUUUUUGUAGCCUUCCUGCUACAGUAAUAUCAAUAACUGUUUAUUGAUAAAGCAAAAAAGGAUACUUUUUGCAAUGUAAUUAGAUGUUCUAUAGUGCAGCAAAGAGUUGUCUUCCGAAAGGGGGUUCAUGUAUAAUAUUCAUUUACAAUUCAAUAUAUAAUUAACUACGCAAAUAAUUUUUAAAUAUAAUCAAUAAUAAAGACUGUUCUGUGGAUGGUAGUGUUUAAUACAUUUUAUAUUUUGUAUAGUGAUUUCAGGCCUUUUGUUUUUCUUAAAAUCAGCAGCUAUUUAGUCUAAUUCUUAGCAUUAUUUUGUCCUUUGCACCAGUACUUUUUUGUGCACGCUUUUUGUGAUUCUGUGUUAAAAAUCUGCAUUGCCAGCAUUGCAGCUCAAACUUAAACUUGUUAUUCAAAUAAAUAUUUAAUUUUUUUAUUGCUCUUGUAUAAUCAGAUGCCCCUUUUAGUAUUAUUUUAGAAGCGUUGGGAGGAUUUUGCCUAAAGUACAAUUUAUUGGGGAAAACUAGAUUUUAGUUUUAUAAAACUUUUAAGCCUUUCACGGGACCUAUAUUUUCUUGAAUUAAAUUUUGUAGUUCUAGAACAAAUAGGCAAUCGAAGAAGGUGUUUAUCUGUGUUACUUAGAAACAGAGGUUUCCUUAUAUUUUCACCUACUAAACAGGAGGGAUUCCUGUCGUUAAGCACACGCACACUGAAUCCUCAAGUGUCUGUUUUCAUAAGAGAAAAAGCGCCACGUUUCUCCAAGUUCCUGAAUGCUUCCUGCUUACAGGCACCAAAGCCAUGUAAACUGAUCAACCUUUUGCCAAAGGAAACCACCACUUGAAAGCUGAAGCUCCGUGGAAGAGGCUUUAACUCAGAUGCGCUCUCCUUCAGGAACGAACCCAGCAGCCUUUAUGCAUGUGUAACUGGAACUCAAGCCAUAAGUAUGGUGUACAGUGCAGUACAUAAGAGGCUGCUACAGAACUGAAAUUGGACAUUUUAUAUGAAUUUAUACAGAUGUUGGUCCUCAAAAGUUACAAACCAGUGGUCUGCAAAAUAAAAUAUGUUGGAAACCUCUGAGUAAGAUAAAAACACUGUUGAGCUUUUUUUAAAAUACAUCCAAAAGGUUCUAGUAAUCACUAAAUCUGAACUACUUUCAAUGUAGGUCAUGUCCUGAUUGCUGAUGUUUUCCUUGGUGGCAGGCCUACUGAGAGGAAGGGAGCCACAAGGGUUAUGCACUUGAAUUCAUCUAUGGGAAGACUAGUAUUUGUAAAGAGGAAAUGUUGGGUACUUAGUAGUUGUUAGUUGCCAUCAAGUUGAUUUCUAAUUCAUAACAACCCCUUGUGUGCAGAGUAGAACUGCUCUAUAGGGUUUUUAAGGCUGUGAUCUUUCAGAGUAGAUCUUCACGUCUGUCCUCUGAGGCUCUUCUGGGUGAGUUCGAACCACGAACCUUUUGUGGUAGGCCAAUGCUUAACCGUUGACGCCAACCAGGGCCCCAGAGGUCCAUGUAAUUCAUGGCCCCAGGAGGAAGAACUUUAAAGCCAUAUUUCUCAAAGAGUGGUCCGUAUUCACCUGCUUUAGAAUCACAAAACGCAGAUUCCAGGCCCCACCCUCGACCUGCAGCAUCAAUUUCUGGAGUAUAGGACCAGGGAAUCUGUCUUAAAUAAGCCCUCUUCUGUGGUUAUGUCCACUGAAACUUGAGAAGCACUGGUCUAAAGGAGUGUUGCAGAGGGCUGGGAG